Branchiostoma floridae (Florida lancelet) is the source of this 3206-nucleotide messenger RNA. RefSeq lists its product as uncharacterized. Bases 1 to 2811 code for a protein of 936 amino acids. Gene Ontology annotation, molecular function: calcium ion binding. NCBI's taxonomy places the organism in Eukaryota, Metazoa, Chordata, Leptocardii, Amphioxiformes, Branchiostomatidae. The record is from RefSeq and is a predicted model, not a curated record. The transcript has 8 exons.
AUGUCAAAGGCAAAGUUUCUCUCCCCCUUCACUACAGGUGUACACGAGCGGCUGAGACGUGGUAUCUUCUCGGGAGACUUUUGGAGCAAGAUUUUCGGAGGGAAAAGCAGUGCGGUGCCGGACAAGGCCUCUCCCCUGCACAACGACUCCUCUAAUGAAGGUGACUGGGAUAAUUUCUGGGAUGCACCAAACUUCCAGACAGCUGUUCCAGACCACGAAGAAGAGAGCUUUCUUGGAGAGAUUGCCGCCGCUUUGGAGAGUGAUGAUACGUCUAGCGACCUACAAUCUACAGUUGACGUUAUAAGUACAGCAGCAGAUGGCGGUGAAGCUGGCAAUGGCGGAUCUGAAGAGGAGGAUAAAGAACCUGAGCUAGAUGUGUCAAAUCUUAAGCUGCAGGUGGCGCAAGUAUUCCAGCUUCCUCAAGACUUUGAGAUCAGUUUAACACCCCCAAUUCAUCCCUUACAGAAACAACAAAUCACUUACAACAUGACAGAACCGUUUGGGACAUUCAGUUCACCUGGAUACCCCCGCCCUUAUAAAGUAGACCGUUUCAACUACACAACAACUUGGAACAUCAAUGUCGCCAAGGGCAGCGAUAUCAAGUUGAAGUUCUUCAACUUUGCAGUCGGGUCCAGGGACGAACAUGCACCUGACAAAACUUGCAAACGUUCUCUGGACUUUGUUGUGGUGAACUCUGUGCCCAAUCAGAGGUGGGUGCUGUGUGAUAAGGAUUCCAGGCUAAUCACCAUCAGCGGUCACACGGCCAUGGUCAAACUGAUGUCUCGUAUCGAACAGCCCUUCUCUGACGGCAUGGGAUUUUUCGCAGCGUACAAAGAGAUACCGACCACGUCCUCAUUCGACAGGGAAGAUGAGCGAGAACAGGUGUCAAGUACAUCUCGAAUGACGACGUUAGACACUCCUUUUGACGGUAGGAACCUGGGGGAUAACAAAAUGUUGAUUAAUGACGAUGUAUCCUCCACCCCGCCUAUGAAUGCUUCAUCUUCAGUCCCUACUACAGAUCCUAACCAGCAUACUUUAUCUGUAGUUCCUACUACAGGCCUAACCCCAGCUGUUACAUCUGCAGUUCGUACUACUGGCCUAACCCCGACAGUUUCAUCUGCAGUUCCUGCUAUAGGCCCACCACAGAAUGGUUCAUCUGCAGUUCUUACUACAGGCUCUUCCCAGAAUGGUUCAUCUUCAGUCCCUACUACAGGCCCAUCCCAGAAUGGUUCAUCUGCAGUUCCUACUACAGGCCCAUACCAGAAUGGUUCAUCUGCAGUUCCUUCUACAGGCCCAUCCCAGAAUGGUUCAUCUGCAUCUCCUACUACAGACCCAUCCCAGAAUGGUUCAUCUGCAGUUCCUUCUACAGGCCCAUCCCAGAAUGGUUCAGCUGCAGUUCCUACUACAGGCCCAUCCCAGAAUGUUUCAACUGCAGUUCCUUCUACAGGCCCAUCCCAGAAUGGUUCAGCUGCAGUUCCUUCUACAGGCCCAUCCCAGAAUGGUUCAGCUGCAGUUCCUUCUACAGGCCCAUCCCAGAAUGGUUCAGCUGCAGUUCCUUCUACAGGCCCAUCCCAGAAUGGUUCAGCUGCAGUUCCUUCUACAGGCCCAUCCCAGAAUGGUUCAUCUGCAUCUCCUACUACAGGCCCAUCCCAGAAUGGUUCAUCUGCAUCCGCAUGUCCUACUACAGGCCCAUCCCAGAAUGGUUCAUCUGCAGUUUCUACUAUGGGUCAAUCCAAGAAUGGGUCAUCUACACAUCCUACAACAGGCCCAUCCCAGAAUGGUUCGUCUGCAUGUCCUACUACAGGCCCAUCCCAGAAUGGUUCAUCAAAUUUUGCUGAAACCAAUGUGCAGAUAUCUCCAAGCGUGAACUCUUCUGUGGGUAGCGGAUUCCCCGGAGAACCGAAAGUCCUGGAUUCAAAUGAUGCUGAUGGCAGAGUGGUCUCUUCUACCCCUUUGACUAGGGUUACAGGAAAACAUACCAGUUUGUCUCCAGCAACAGUGGCGCCAGUGGACCUCAUGCCUAAGGGACAGAAAACUGAGUAUGCACCAGGGGGUUUCCGUUUGUACACCAUGAAGUUUGAUCUGAAUCUGUCGGACGCCGACGCUGUUUACAGUGAUGGAAAGGUGCGAGACAACAUGUUAGGGUCAAUCUUGGCUGUGAUGAAGAAAGGCCUGAAGAACAGUUAUUUUGGAGGAGACUAUAGUGGCAUACAUGGAUUGAGGCUAAUCAGCAAAGGCAACAGACUUGCCACAUUGGAGACAGCCAUUGAGAUGCUGCCUUCUUCAACUGUAAGCAUGAAAGUCAUUGAGGGCAUCAUAGGAAGUGCCAUGCAGACCAGCCAGUGGAACACUACAGCAGCCAGCGCUUUUAACUUCCAGGCUGCAUCCAUGAGAUCUUCUGAUCUGGAUGAAUGUGCCCUGGGAUGGCACACUUGUCCCCAAUAUGCAGACUGUAUCAACACAGACGGGUCCUACACCUGCCACUGUAAGAAGGGCUACGUAGCGAGCGGCAAUGCUGAGCAGCGGGUUUGUGUGGAAAAAGGAGAAACUAGACCAGGUGACAACGACAGUGACAUGUGGAAGAAAGUGACCCUGAUUGUGUCGCCCAUUGCCGUCGCCCUGCUGCUGUGCAUAGUGUUUAUAGUGAUCUGUGUUACCAGAAGGCGGCACCACCGCUACAAGGAAGAUUACAGCAUGACAGGCAGGGCCACUCCUGGCAGCUACAACCGCCACGACAGUCAGGCGCGGUCCAGGAAAGAAUGGCGGGACUCCCAGCACGAGAGCGACUCGACAGGGUUUACACGGGUGUAGAUUGUCACAUACACACACACAUGUACACACACACACACACACACACACACACGCACACACACACACACACACACACGCACGCACACACACACACACAGGUACACACACACAGCUGUUUAUCUUUGUCUACAGUGUAAGCAGUUGUUUACAGUAAGUGAUAUAUGUGAUGAAACAGUUUACAGUAUGUGGUGACAGUUUACAGUACAUCGUAUGUGAUGAGGACAGUUUACAGUGAUAUAUGUGAUGACAAGGCAAGAAAAGUGUUAUUAAAUGUAUUCUCAUCUGAAAAUGUUAUGCUAUGUAAAAAAAAAUGUGACCUUUGUAAUGAGUACUAAUUAAAAGCUAUCGUGAACAAAAAAUAUGAUCACAUAUCUUUGUACUUUGUAAAAAAAAAA